AUGACCGGCACCAUUCAGGCUGAGACUCAAGCCGUCAUGGACUGGAUCAAAACCCAACCAAACUUUGUCCUGUCCGCCAACUUGCAUGGAGGGAGUUUAGUGGCCAGCUACCCGUUUGAUGACCACCAAUAUAGUGACAUUACUUCAGGACUGUAUGCGGCUGCACCUGACGACGCCACCUUCAAGUCCCUGGCCAAAUCCUACGCCAACGCCCAUCCCACGAUGCACCUCGGCAAACAAUGCGGGGGAACGGAAUACUUCCCAGGGGGAAUAACCAACGGUGCUUAUUGGUAUACCUUUGCGGGUGGCAUGCAGGACUACAACUACCUCAACAGCAACACCUUUGAGAUUACCCUGGAGAUCUCAUGCUGCAGGUACCCAAACAGCAGCGAUCUCGCAUCGUACUGGAACGACAACAGAAACGCUCUACUCACUUAUAUAGAACAGACACAUAUGGGAGUUAAAGGUGUAGUCAAGACAAGUGACGGUGCUCCAAUCGCUAAUGCACAAGUCCGUGUGUCUGGCAUUGAUUACACGAUGAAAACGUCAGAUCUUGGAGAAUACUGGAGGCUUCUUAUAUCUGGAACUUAUAGUAUUAGUUUCAGUGUUGAGGGGUAUGCAACUGCUUCAACAAGUGUAACCGUCAUUUCUGGUUCACCUGUGGUACUCGAUGUGACAUUUGACACUUCCACUAAACAAGGAACUAUCACCCAGGGUUGA
Physella acuta is the source of this 720-nucleotide messenger RNA. RefSeq names its product carboxypeptidase D-like. The record is from RefSeq and is a predicted model, not a curated record. Gene Ontology annotation, molecular function: zinc ion binding; metallocarboxypeptidase activity. Gene Ontology annotation, biological process: peptide metabolic process; protein processing. Lineage: Eukaryota; Metazoa; Mollusca; Gastropoda; Physidae.